CAAAGCAUAAAUGUCUCUAGACCCAUUACCUAAUGAGCCUAAUCUUAAUACAGCUAAUGAUAUAGACUAAUAUAUUAAAACACUUUUAUAAUUUCAAGAUUCUUGUGAAAAAUCUGCAGAAUAUAUGCAGGCUGAUGCUGCUCAAAAAAGAAUAGUAGAGUUAAAAAAACAAUUAAUUUCAAGAAGAAGAAAAGAAAUGCAACAAGCACAUUAUUAAUAAGAAUAAGAAAUUGAAAGAGCUCAUCUUGAAGAAUUCAAUUAAUUCAAUUAAUUCUGGGAUGAGAAGAUGUAAAAAUUUAAUGAUGAAGCUUCAGCUGUAGAAUCAGAUUUAUUAAAUAGAUAAUAAAAUGAAUUCAAUAAAGUCUCUGAAGAAUUAGAAAGAACUAUUCCUCUUAAACCAAAAGAAUCUUCUGAUGUUCUCAAUCUCAAAAAAAGAGAAGAAUAUUUGGCUAAACAAAAAAAGUAUCCAUUUUUAUAAUUUUUUGUUAUGUUGAAGCUUAGAAAAUCAAAGAUUAAAGAGUCUAAAUUGAAGAUCUUGAUUGUUAGAAAUACCUAAUUGAAAGAAGCAACAAAAUUAAUACCUAAUUGAA
Messenger RNA from Paramecium sonneborni, 590 nucleotides. The record is from the annotation of a GenBank genome assembly. NCBI's taxonomy places the organism in Eukaryota, Ciliophora, Oligohymenophorea, Peniculida, Parameciidae.